This is a messenger RNA of Carica papaya (papaya), 2088 nucleotides long. Its product is annotated as RING-H2 finger protein ATL72-like. NCBI's taxonomy places the organism in Eukaryota, Viridiplantae, Streptophyta, Magnoliopsida, Brassicales, Caricaceae. Gene Ontology annotation, molecular function: transferase activity. Gene Ontology annotation, biological process: protein ubiquitination. The record is from RefSeq and is a predicted model, not a curated record.
UAUAAAGAAAAAGAUAAGAGCUAAGAAAUUUCUCAAUGAAAAAGACUAGGUGAAACCAUUAAGCAAAACUGUUCUAUUUCUGUUGCGUGUCAUUUAUCUCAAUAAUAAUGACAUGAAAAGUGAAAACCCACCAAACAAAAACGCUUUGGUAUCUCCUCCUCUCUGUAUCUCAGUGACCUUUGCCUUGUCCAAAGACUACAAGCAUUUUUAUGGUAACCCUUUAUGGUGUACACGCAGAACCAUUUAAGCAUAUAUGUGAAAGCAGAAAGCAUCUCACCAUUUGGGCUGGAGAUCAUUAUUGGCUUCUUCACAACUCUGUGAUAAAGGAGAGAUGCCUUUCUUUUGAAGUCUUGAUCUUCUGGGAAUCCUGACAGAGAGAGAACUGCUCUUGCUAUAACUCAAAGGCCCAUCUCUCUCUCUCUCUCCCUCUCCUCUCUCUCUCUCUCUCUCUCUCUCUCUCUCUCUCUCUCUCUGAAAGCUGCAGAUCAAGAAAGAAAGCACAAAAUCCCAUACUUAAUAAUUUGGUGUUGGGGUUCUCUAAUUUUUCUUCAUAUAGCAACACCAAACUGAAGUUUUCUAGCCCUCUAAGUUCUAUCACAACCAAAGUCAAGUUUUCAGCGUUCUAUCAACACCGAAGUGAAGUUUUUGAGCCUUAAAUCAGCACCCAAGUGAAGUUUUUGAGCCUUAAAUCAGCACCCAAGUGGAGUUUUUACCCUUAUAAUCAACACCCAAGUUAAGUUUUUGAGCCCUAAGUCAGCACCCAAGUGAAGUUUUUUGGCCUUAUCAAGUGAAGUUUUGAGCUUUACGAUCAAUACCCAGGUGAGUUUGAAGCCUCUAGCUAGAACCUCAAGGCUCCAGCAUCUGUUGAAGGUGAAGCAAGCCAGGCUCUGUUCCGUACAUGAAGGAAAUGAAUUACCUUCUAUCAAUCUCUUUUGUAGUUCGAUUUCCUGUGGAAGAAACUUGAAGGAAUCAAAGAUCAUAACUUCCAUCAAAAAAAGCUCAAAGGGCGAGCUUAGCUUCAUUUGAAAAUCAAAAGGGUACAACAGUUUUGAACUCCAGCUUUUGCCUUGAGUGCUUAUUAUUAAGUUGUGAAACAGCAAUGGGAAGUACUCUUCAUUAUCGGCCACACAGACUACUUCUUGACCCAGAAUCAAAGCCGCCAAUCAACGAUGGAACCAGAACAAGAGGGUCAUAUUCUAGAGAGGCAAAUUUUGACACCAACAUGGUGAUCAUACUGGCAGCUUUGCUUUGUGCUCUGAUAUGUGCUUUAGGCCUCAAUUCCAUAGUGCGAUGUGCUCUUAGAUGUAGCAGGAGGUUUACCAGUUUUGGGAGCCCAGAUCAGUCUGCUGGGCGUCUGUCUGCUACCGGCCUGAAUAAAAGCGCAUUGCGGCAGAUUCCAGUGGCUGCAUAUGGGUCAGGGCUAGAUAUUAAGGCCACAGAUUGCCCAAUUUGCCUUGGAGAAUUCAUUGAUGGUGAGAAAGUAAGAGUCUUGCCCAAAUGUAAUCAUGGGUUUCAUGUCAGGUGCAUAGACACGUGGCUGUUGUCACACUCAUCUUGUCCAACUUGCCGCCAGUCAUUGCUGGAGCAAGCAACAAUAAAAAGCUCAAAUCCUGCAGAUGUUGAGGUCGGAAUUCGGCAACAUGGGAAUUCACCUGGUGGACAAGCUGAUACUCCUGUAGAUGCGGUGGGUUGAUUGACAUUGGUCUUGAAUUAUUUCUCACAGAGAAGGGGAAAAAAAGAGUAAUGUGGUCAAGAGGGUUUUGGUGUCGGUGCCUCCAUGUAGCUGUUUAUUUGUCUUUUGAUUUCAUAUGUGAACUAUAAAAAUGCAUUUUGGGAAGAAAGCAUCCAUAUAUGAGAUGUAAUUGAUGAACAAAUUUUUGUCCUUAUCUGAUUGGGCUGCAGAAAAAAAGGAAGAACUCGUGAAGCAAUGUUAGCAAACUGGUGUUUCCAUGAAAUAAUACUCAUGUUGGAAAAAGGGGAGAUUGUCAAUUUGAGCUACUCAAACUCUUGGAUUACAAUUUGAGUUUGGACCCAGAAAAACAAAUGAAAUCAUUUUGUUCAAUCUUAAGGUGCAAACUUUGAAUGCAA